Caenorhabditis bovis is the source of this 966-nucleotide messenger RNA. NCBI's taxonomy places the organism in Eukaryota, Metazoa, Nematoda, Chromadorea, Rhabditida, Rhabditidae. The record is from the annotation of a GenBank genome assembly.
AUGGCUUCGAUUCACUGUGUCCCAUGCGAAGUGAUUCACAAAAUUUUUGAAUUCUCCAAUCCACUGGAAGUACCCAGGCUCCGACUUGUAUGCAAUGCGUUCAAUCGAAUAAUCAAGAGAAACUAUCCUUACUUGCCCCGCGUGCCCUAUAUUAUCCGGAUUUUUAUGGAAGAUGGUCAGAUUAUGAUUGCCCACAAGAAAUCUGGAAACGAGACGGAUUGCGCCAAGGACCUAUUCGAAUUCGAUUUUGAUAUCUGGAGGGAGAUUAGCAUUGUGCAAAUUGAAUUAGUAGACUUUGAUCUGAGUAAAAAUUCGAGAGCUUUGGAAGCUUUUCAACUCGUUUAUGACAAUUAUGUGAAGACAAGGCAGGCGUCAUUGAGACAACUGACCCUGAUCAAUACGGAUUUUAAAAACCAACAAUUAGGAGUGUUCGAACACUUUAUAAACGCUGCUCUAGAGACUUGUGAGAAAAUUGUAGUAGAGAAUUGUACAAUUCCUAUCAAUUUUGAUGAAUCGUAUAUCUCCAAAUCGAAAUUUGACCAUUUCCGCUGGAUCAACUCCUCCGCUCUGACUCCUCUUCCUAGCGAUCAAAUACUUCAAAAAAUAACAAUGGAAAUGAAGAAUAAUGUGAACAAGAGAACCUAUUUAACCGAGAUUGAUCAAGUUGCCGUGAAAAAUGUUUGCGAUUUUAUCGAGGAAUGGCUUCAACUUCCGGUCGCUUCCUUUUUCAAUUUUACUUUUAAUAAUUGCGACGAGUUCUGGAAAAGCAACUUUCUGCUCGAAUGCGAACGACGUAAAUUGACACAUUUCUACAUGGAAUUCCAAUCGAAAGCUCAUGCCAAUGCUCAUGUCAAAGUUAGCUUUUCCCAGAAUUCGAGAACAUGUUGCAUCUGGCCAGUUGUCGAUGUUCCAGCUCGAACCACUGGACAAUCUGUGUGCUACGCUCGUUAUUUCCGCGACUUCUAA